Ectocarpus siliculosus is the source of this 270-nucleotide messenger RNA. The record is from the annotation of a GenBank genome assembly. Lineage: Eukaryota; Phaeophyceae; Ectocarpales; Ectocarpaceae.
AUGCCGACUCCGUCGGAGACAGUUACCGCUGAGCUUGUCCUGGUCCAGGCGGAGCGAUUCCAGCUUGGCCCCAUCCCGCCAGAGCUGGGAACCCUCAGAAAGCUAAACACGCUGUCGUUCUUCCGCAACCAGCCCACAGGACAUAUCCCACCGCAGCUAGGAAAUCUGAGCGCCUUGGUGCAGCUCAACCUCCGCUGGAAUAAGUUGGAUGGACACAUCCCACCGAAGCUAGGAAAUCUGAGCGCCUUGGAGCACCUCAACCUCGGAUGA